This is a messenger RNA of Stegodyphus dumicola, 1752 nucleotides long. RefSeq names its product aldehyde dehydrogenase 1A1-like. Gene Ontology annotation, molecular function: oxidoreductase activity, acting on the aldehyde or oxo group of donors, NAD or NADP as acceptor. The record is from RefSeq and is a predicted model, not a curated record. NCBI's taxonomy places the organism in Eukaryota, Metazoa, Arthropoda, Arachnida, Araneae, Eresidae.
AGGAUGUGUUCCAAAACGAGUCGAUGGUGGAGCAUAUAAAUUGCCGGUGACAGAGCGAGUUCCUGCUUCUUUCUACCUGGAGCGUGAGGUUCUUAGUUCAUCUAAUUAUUAAAAUGUCAGCUAAAGCUAAUCCAAAAGUCGAAAUCAAGUAUACGAAGAUUUUUGUCAACAAUGAAUGGCAUACUUCAGCAAGUGGUAAAAAAUUUCCUGUGAUCAAUCCUGCCACUGCAGAAAAAAUCUGUGAGGUAGAAGAAGGUGACAAGGUUGACGUUCAAAAAGCUGUCCAAGCAGCUAAAAAUGCAUUUCAGAUUGGUUCUCCAUGGCGUACAAUGGAUGCCUCUGAAAGAGGCCGUCUCUUAAACAGAUUUGCUGAUCUUCUGGAACGAGACAUGGAAUACUUAGCAAAUCUCCAAACUUUAGAAAAUGGGAAACCUUUCAAAGAUUCGUAUGGAGAUUUAAUAUUUGCUAUCAGAACAUUUAGAUAUUAUGCUGGUUGUGCAGAUAAAAUUCAUGGAAAAACUAUACCUGCUGAUGGGAGCACCUUCUCUUACACUCGCUUAGAACCUGUUGGCGUAUGUGGACUAAUUAUUCCAUGGAACUUUCCUGUACUCCUUGUCAGCAACAAGGUUGGUCCUGCUAUUGCUGCUGGCAAUACAGUCAUUUUGAAACCUGCUGAACAGACACCUUUGACAGCCCUAUAUAUGGCAAGUUUAGUAAAAGAAGCUGGAUUUCCCCCUGGAGUUAUAAAUAUUGUUCCAGGAUAUGGUCCAACUGCAGGUGGUGCUCUGACUGCCCAUCAUGAAGUUGAUAAAGUAUCCUUCACUGGUUCAACUGAGGUUGGAAAACUUAUCCAACAAGCUGCUGGUCAAAGCAACACAAAAAGAGUAACAUUAGAAAUGGGGGGCAAGAGUCCUUUAGUUAUAUGCUCUGAUGUAGACUUGGAUGAGGCUGUUCAAAUAGCUCAUGAUGCUUUAUUCUUCAAUCAAGGAGAGUGCUGUUGUGCUGGCUCUCGAACUUUGGUUCAUGAAGACAUAUAUGAUGCCUUUGUUGCUAAAAGUGUAGCACUGGCACAGAAACGUGUUGUAGGUGAUCCUUUUGAUGAAAAAACUACGCAAGGACCUCAGAUUGAUGAUGAACAAUUCAACAAAAUUUUGGAUUUAAUUGAAUCGGGGAAAAAAGAAGGAGCAAAACUGGAAUGUGGUGGUGCUCGUCUUGGAAAUAAAGGUUAUUUUGUGCAGCCUACUGUUUUUUCAAAUGUGAAAGAUAACAUGAGAAUUGCAAAAGAAGAAAUCUUUGGACCCGUUAUGCAGAUUUUGAAGUUUAAAACUCUUGAUGAAGCAAUUGAAAGAUCAAAUGCUACAGAAUAUGGUUUAGCUGCUGGAAUUUUAACAAAGGACAUAAAUAAAGCAAUCUUAUAUUCUCAAGCAGUUAGAGCUGGCACAAUUUGGAUCAACUGCUUCUUCGCUGGUUCAGUACAGACACCUUUUGGAGGAUUCAAAAUGUCUGGCCAAGGUCGUGAAUUUGGCACAGAUGCCUUGCAUGAGUACUGUGAGAUUAAGACUGAUCUACCACUAGGAUGCAAAUUAAUUAGUGCAUUUAAGCCCAGAAUUCUUGAGUUCUACAGACAGAGCCUCUGACAGCCAUCAUUGUCCAGUCACUCUAUUGUUUAUCUUUGCUACUGAUUUGAUUGCUCGUUUUAGCUCUUUUAUCCACAAUUGUUUCGUGAACUAAAAAAGCAUGAUCCAAAAUUUA